Molecule: messenger RNA, 1014 nt
Organism: Scedosporium apiospermum
Lineage: Eukaryota; Fungi; Ascomycota; Sordariomycetes; Microascales; Microascaceae
Product: putative Alpha/beta hydrolase
Exons: 2
Coding region: 1-1014 (337 amino acids)
Cellular component (GO): membrane
Molecular function (GO): lipase activity
Source: RefSeq, a predicted model, not a curated record
AUGGCAACCGAGGUCGAGGGAACAUUCAAAAUCGGCGACGUGAGCCUCUACACAAAGACAUUUUCGCCCUCCGGCCCCAUCAAAGCCAAACUCAUCUUCAUCCACGGCUUCAGCGACCACGUCGGCCGCUACGAAGAACUCUUCCGCCACCUCUCCGCCCACUCCAUCCAGACAUUCGCCUUCGACCAGCGCGGAUGGGGUAAAAGCGUCGCCAAGCCCUCCGACAAGGGUCUCACUGGCCCGACCGCGCAAGUCCUCGCCGACAUCGCCGCCUUCAUCUCCUCCAAGCUCCCCUCCGAGGAGCCCGUCUUCGUCUUCGGCUCGUCUAUGGGAGGCGGCGAGGCACUCGCCCUGGCGUCUUCUCCCGAGCACGAGGAUGUAGUGGCCAAGGUCCGUGGAUGGUUGGUUGAGGCCCCGUUCUUGGGCUUCGCGGCUGGAGAGGAACCUUCGAAGAUUAAAAUCGUCCUCGGACGCGCUGUGGGGAAGAUCUUCCCGAGGUUCACCAUGAUGCAUCGCAUCGCGCCCGAGAAGCUCGCUCACGACCCGGCCGUCCAGAAGAGUCUCGCCGAGGACAAGCUCUGCCACGACACCGGAACCCUCGAGGGCCUCUCCGGUCUCCUCGACCGCACUCUCGACCUCUCCUCGGGCAAAUAUAACCUCCUCCCCGUCGUCAAGAGCGUGUGGCUAGCCCACGGAACGAAGGACCAGACAUCGGCCUUCGAAUCGAGCCAGCACUGGUUCGACGCGCAGAAAGCGCACGUGGAGGACGCCACGUUUAAGGUGUAUGAUGGCUGUGCUCAUCAGCUGCACGCCGACCCGUGUAAGUUUGACUUCUUCAAGGACGUCACCGACUGGAUCACCGAACGCGCUGCCACGUCGGAGCCUGCAGAGGCCGAGGCCGAGGCACCUGCUGCUGCGGCGCCUGCCGAACCAGCAGCCGAACAUGAGCAGGCUCUUGAGCCUGCUAGUGCACCUGAGGGUGCCGAAGCCGCGAAGCCGGACUCAAAGCUCUAA